AUGGGAAGUAAAAGAGGGCGCGGCGGGGCUUCGUCGAAUCAAGAGCGAGUCCGCACGCAUCUUUUCUUCGGAUCGAAAGCUGAACGUCCACAUCAGAAGCGGAAAAGAAGAGCUCAAAAUAAAUUGCACGCCACUGUCAAAGACAAGAAAGACGAAAUGGUUCAAGCGGGAGCCAGUGAAAUAGACCCUCUGCAAUGGACUGGUAAUCAGAGAGUUCUACAUUUUGGUCCGAUGGCUCAAAGAGAUCCGUACUUUUACUAUUACCCGAAAGGAUGGGAUAUCUUAUAUCCGGCAACGUUUGGUUUCUUCCCGUACAGAACUUCAAAAUUUCGAGGAUCUUCUUCUCUUAUCUGUUGCACAGCUUUCGGAGUGUUCCUCUUGAUUGGUGGUCUUCUAAUGUCGUUGCUUGGUUAUAAAUAUCUUUACACGUCUCCAUUUUGGACAUGGCCAUAUGAACAACGAAUUCGACCACCGCCUAUCCAAAUAGCCGGUCCUAUAUUAUUCGGAUUAGGAUGCAUUUUUCUUCUCGUUUCAUUGAUGUACUUUUUGUGUACAACGAAGCUGUGCGAUCUCUCUUUACAUCACACCAAGAAGCACAAUGAUCCUGCAAGAUUAACGACAAUCACUACACAUUAUGUGGUAUCAAUUCGGAUACGCCAGCGUCAUCUAUCCAAGAUGCUUCGUCACUUGUCUCACCAGGACGCCUUCCGUUGCACGGUCGAGUUAGUUGGCCAGAAAAACCCAAGAAACAGAAAAGACAUCGUUUCUGGAGCGGAUGCCUCUUUUGUUCUCAGAGAGGUCAUGCAGCGGCCUACUGUGAGAAGUUCGAUGUUGAAUCGCGAUGGGCGAUACGUUCAAUCGGAUGGCGAUGAAUCUUAG
Caenorhabditis remanei is the source of this 879-nucleotide messenger RNA. RefSeq lists its product as uncharacterized. The record is from RefSeq and is a predicted model, not a curated record. Lineage: Eukaryota; Metazoa; Nematoda; Chromadorea; Rhabditida; Rhabditidae. The transcript has 4 exons. Bases 1 to 879 code for a protein of 292 amino acids.